GGUGGCCGUGAUUGCGAUAUUUCCCACAGUGCUUGAAAGUAGCAAAAAGCUCCCGGUGACGGAGCAGAGGCAGAACAGCGGCAGGGAGCUGCGAGCAUCGUCUCUUACCGACGCAGGACAGAAAGCUCCGUGUCAGCGGAGAUAUGGAGACGCCGGGGAGGAUAGUAGCCACACCGGACGCCUUGGACUUCACGGUGGAAAACGUAGAGAAGGCCCUCCACCAGUUGUACUAUGAUCCCAAUAUAGAAAACAAGAAUCUGGCCCAGAAAUGGCUAAUGCAGGCUCAGGUCUCGCCUCAAGCCUGGCAGUUCUGCUGGGCCCUACUCAGCCCAGAUAAGGUGCCAGAGAUUCAGUACUUUGGUGCUAGCGCACUUCAUACCAAGAUCUCUCGCUACUGGUCGGACAUCCCCACAGACCAGUACGAGUCUCUGAAGACCCAGCUGUUCUCCCAGAUUGCCUGCUUCUCUUCCGGCUCCAAGAUGGUGCUCACCCGGCUAUGUGUGGCCCUGGCCUCUCUGGCGCUCAACACAAUGCCCGAGGCCUGGCCUGGUGCAGUGGCAGAGAUGGUACGGGUGUUCCAAGAGGAGGGGGGCGGGGUGGAUGGGCGGGCACGCUGCCUGGCAUUGCUAGAGCUGCUGACCGUCCUGCCCGAGGAGUUCCAGACCAGCCGCCUGCCGCAGUACCGAAAAGGACAGGUUCGGGGUGCCCUAGGCCGGGAGUGGGGGUCAGUGUGUCCCUUACUGCAGCAACUGCUGCGAAGGACGGACAGCCCCGGGGCGGUGAAGGCUCGCGUGCUUCGCUGCCUGUCAUCCUGGGUGCUGCUGGAUGUACCCCUCAGCGAGAGCGAAAGCCUGGUGCACGACUGCUUCAGCGCCCUGCCCGACCCAGAGCUCUUCGACACAGCGGUAGAGGCAAUAGUCAACGCCAUCUCACAGCCUGACUCCCAAAGAUAUGUGAACACUUUGCUGAAACUGGUUCCUCAAGUGCUGGCUCUCCAGGAGCAGCUCAGAGAGGCUGUUCAGAAUGGAGACAUGGAGACCUGCCAUGGUAUCUGCCGUAUCGCCGUUACACUGGGAGAAAACCACUCCAGGACUCUGUUGGAGCAGGUGGAUCACUGGCAGAGCUUUCUGGCUUUAGUCAAUAUGAUCAUGUUUUGUACAGGUAUCCCCGGCCACUACCCGGUCAAUGAGACCACCAGCUCGCUCACACUCACCUUCUGGUAUACACUACAAGAUGAAAUAAUGUCAUUUGAGUCGGACAAGCAGGCAGUGUAUCUGCAGGUCUACAGGCCAGUGUAUUUCCAGCUGGUGGAUGUUCUCCUACACAAAGCCCAGUUCCCCUCCGACCAGGAGUACGCAUCCUGGUCCUCAGAUGAGAAAGAGCAAUUCAGGAUCUACAGGGUGGAUAUCUCCGACACACUCAUGUACGUGUAUGAGAUGCUGGGAGCAGAGCUGCUGAGUAACCUGUAUGAUAAACUAGGGAGACUGUUGACUAAUGCAGAGCAACCCACAUCAUGGCAGCACACAGAAGCCUUACUGUAUGGCUUCCAGUCCAUAGCAGAGACGAUAGAUGUGAAUUACUCUGACGUCAUCCCAGGCCUGAUAGGACUCAUCCCCAGAAUCAGCAUCAACAAUGUCCAACUAGCAGACACAGUGAUGUUCACUAUAGGUGCUUUGGCUGAAUGGUUGGCAGACCACCCAGUGAUGCUCAGCAGUGUCUUGCCCUUGGUGCUUCAGGCUUUGGGGAACCCAGACCUUUCUGUUUCUUCUGUCUCUACGCUCAAGAAAAUUUGUAGAGAGUGCAAAUAUGACCUCCCACCCUACGCAACCAACAUAGUAGCUGUCUCUCAGGAGGUGCUUAUAAAGCAGAUCCACAAGACAAGUCAGUGUAUGUGGCUGAUGCAGGCUCUCGGCUUCCUGCUUUCCGCUCUCCCUGUGGAAGACAUCUUAAGAAACCUUCACUCUCUCAUCACCCCUUACAUUCAGCAAUUGGAGAAGCUAGCGGAUGAGACGCCUAAUCCUUCCAAUAAAUUAGCCAUCAUCCACAUCUUGGGGCUGCUGUCCAACCUCUUCACCACGCUCGACAUCAGCAAGCAGGACGAUGAGUCAGCGGACGGCUCAGCACCACCUGUCAAAACAGCCCCACCUCCACCUGGACCAAACCCAGUUGUGGUGGUUUUGCAACAAGUGUUUGCUCUCAUACAGACUGUACUCAGUAAGUGGCUCAACGACUCGCAGGUGGUAGAGGCUGUGUGCGCCAUCUUUGAGAAGUCGGUGAAGACUCUGCUCCAUGACUUUGCUCCCAUGGUGUCUCAGCUAAGCGAGAUGCUUGGGCAGAUGUACAGUACAAUUCCCCAGGCCUCAGCCCUUGACCUCACACGACAGAUGGUGCAUAUAUUUGCCAGCGAGACAGACCACUUCCCACCCAUCAAGGCUCUGUUUGAGCUGGUUACCUCGGUAACACUGUCCAUCUUCCAGCAAGGACCCAGGGAUCAUCCUGAUAUUGUUGAUUCAUUUAUGCAACUCCAAGCUCAGGCCCUCAAACGGAAGCCCGAUUUGUUCUUGUCUGAGAGUCUUGACGUGAAAGCAGUGUUCCACUGUGGAGUUCUGUCACUCAAAUUUCCUGAGGCUCCGACAGUCAAGUCAACAUGCUUGUUCUUUACUGAACUGUUACCCCACUGCUCUGACGUGCCUCCACUGGCCAGAGUGGUACAAGAGGACGGCAAGCUGCUGAUCCAGGCUGUGCUGGAGGGCAUCGGGGGCGGGGCAUCUCGGAGCCUGAUGGACCAGUUUGCAGAAGUGCUUUUCUCGCUGAACAAGCACUGCUUUUCUCUGCUCGCUGUGUGGUUGAAGGAGGCGCUGCAGCCUCCUGGGUUCCCGUCAUCACGGGUCACAAUUGAACAGAAGGACAACUUCUCACAUCAGAUACUCAGAGAGCGAGUGAACAAGAGGAGGGUGAAGGACAUAGUGAAGGAGUUCACACUACUGUGCAGAGGGCUCCAUGGUACAGAGUACGCCGCUGAAUACUGAAACUCUACCCUUGAACUCUCACCUAACCGUGACCUCUGCCCUCAGCGCAAAACAGCUGGAUGCCACAACAAUACAGUUCUCACAAACCCCAUCAGUGAAGAUAUCGUGAAAUGAUUGUAAUGAUAACCCACCCCGCCGCAGGACAAGACAUGGAACCAUUCCAGCACAGACCUACCAUCGGAUUAAUGGACAGAUAUGAAAUCCCCGGUGGCUUUAGGGAGGCCCUCCUCUCUGCUCCGAUAUUUUUUUUUUCUGUUCUGAGAUUGAUUGUUUCUCUCUCCCUCCCUCCUCUUAUUUAAAGGUUGUUUCUUUAGAAGAGCUUCGAGCAGCACUCCCAGCAUGCUGCCUCACGCCUCCUUCUAUCUCUGUCUUGUUCUGCCUUUCUAGAUCUUCCCGUGGUUCCUAGGCUGUUUCCUGGUGAUUAGCAUCCAUAUGAAAUGGUAGUGGUAUCGUACGUAGCUACUUGACAUUAUUUUUCAAAAUAAAUCAAAUUAAUUAUAUAAAUGUAUAUGUAUACACAUAUAGAAAGAUGGUGGUUGUCAGUCCUGCUGCUGCUAAUGGGAAGAGAGAAGGACCAAUGUCAGGAGGGGAUUCUGCAGGAAAGAUUACAUUAAUACAAUUAUAAUUACUCCCACUCGUGCCCCUGAGAUCUCUGCAUUUGCCAAAUUAUCAUGAAAUGUUUUGUGAAUUUGUCCUUCUUUUUAUAUAGAUGCCUUUUUGGGGGGUAUGAGUGGAGAAAGAAAGCUUAAAACCACAUAACUGGACUGAAAAUAGUCUGCUCUCUUGCCCAGCCCUCUGUGUAUAGGGCUGUUAGUACCUCAUGUACAUACAGUCCCACCCAGUCAUACUGCAGUCUCCUCGGGUUGUAGGGAGUGGUUUUUAUGCAUUGGUCCCUUAGGUAAAGCAGGACUACCCAGAAUGAAGGCUGGAGAGGAAUUAUGGUAGCUGAAGGCACAAGAUAGAAACUGAGAAGGGAACUGAGAGUUUGGAGGGGUUAAUAAUCCUCACGAUGGACUGCUUAGUCACUGUAAUCGUGCAAAAAUAUUAAUCAAGUUGUGCAUAUUAACAGUUAUUGCUGAACACUUCUGUGUAUUUGAGUGUAUGCGUGUGUUCAUACCUGUAUGUUUGAGAGGUUGUGUGUGCACAGAUGUAUCUUUUUCCACUUGUUCAGUGCACUUAUAUUGGACCUACAGUACACAUCCAUAACUUCCUCCUAUCUUUUUAACAAAGAGCCCAUUCAUUUCUUCACAUCACACUCAUUCAGACUGCUCUUUUCUUAAACACUGACCAGGCAUGUCCAGUAUUUCACCUCACCGGCAAUCACACCCAUCUAUUUAACGUCAUUAUCAUCUGGAAUGACCAGCCAGUGGUAAUCAUUGACCAGACUCAUCUAUCUAUCUGUUAUUGACACCAACUACUGCGCCUAACAAACUGCUUGUGAACAAGCCACCCAAAUCCUUUCAUCCAUCUGGUCACUGCCUUGGAGAGGACCGAGAAGGAUUAGAGUUCAGUAACAAAACAUAAGAUCUCUGAGAAAGUUAUUCAGCGUUUUGCAACAAGAAUUAACACCGACAUUCUGUGCUCAUCCAUUAUGCCAGAGACAUUAUUGGUGAAGCGAUGUGACGGCUGUAAAAUACACUGUCUGGUGAAUCAGCAGGACCAGUUGACAUCUAAUAACACUCAGCAUCGAAAUGUACUUUGUGGUCUCUGAUAAACUUUAUCUCAGUCUAAUCCUUCUGUCUUAUCCGAGGUGCCUGCAGACAUGUAGCAUGUAUGUGUUUUGUGGGGUGGGGUUGGGGAGGGUGGGGGAUUGAGAUCGAGGUUCAGCGGGCAAACAUUCAGUGUGUGAGACACUGCAGAGAACCGUGAUUUAGACUGAGAGCCGAGGCAGGAACCAGCUCUGUGAGUGAGCUGUCCUGCCCCCGGGUCUGAUAAUAACGGUGAAUGAUUGGACGUUCAACACUGAUCCUCGGUCUGUAUUAUGGUCUCAUUCUGAGGUGGGAAAAUAAAACUAUGUUUGUCACAGUUUAUAGAAAGAGUAGUAGGUGGAGGAGGGGAGGGAGGUAUGAAAUGUACAUUGUUUUUUUGUACCUUGGCUUUAAUUUAUUAAAUAUAUCUAAGACUGCA
Dicentrarchus labrax (European seabass) is the source of this 5156-nucleotide messenger RNA. Its product is annotated as importin-13. The coding region runs from base 144 to 3029 and encodes 961 amino acids. Gene Ontology annotation, molecular function: small GTPase binding. Gene Ontology annotation, biological process: protein import into nucleus. Lineage: Eukaryota; Metazoa; Chordata; Actinopteri; Moronidae. Gene Ontology annotation, cellular component: nuclear membrane; cytoplasm. The transcript is spliced from 23 exons. The record is from RefSeq and is a predicted model, not a curated record.